Molecule: messenger RNA, 705 nt
Organism: Loa loa (African eye worm)
Lineage: Eukaryota; Metazoa; Nematoda; Chromadorea; Rhabditida; Onchocercidae
Exons: 4
Coding region: 1-705 (234 amino acids)
Biological process (GO): regulation of transcription by RNA polymerase II; cell differentiation
Cellular component (GO): nucleus
Molecular function (GO): RNA polymerase II cis-regulatory region sequence-specific DNA binding; DNA-binding transcription factor activity, RNA polymerase II-specific
Source: RefSeq, a predicted model, not a curated record
AUGCGGUUUUCUGGGAUUCUCAAGACGAUAAUUUUUGUCGCAGUAUUAUUUAGAUUUGAAGCAAUCAACACACCAGUUGUCAGUUGUGAUCAGAUAGAAAAAAAUUUGGAACCAACAGUACUCCCUACUUCAUCACAUUGUAAUAAAUCAGAAAAUGAGGAGGAUAUUAACGGUGCCAGAGUAAUCAGUAAAGGAGUAAGUGAAGACAAUACUGAUGUCCUCAACGAAAAUGAAACAGUUAAUGAGGAUGAAGAAGAGAGAGGGAAAAAGAAACGACGCAAAAGACGGAUUUUAUUCACAAAAUUGCAAACCUUUGAACUAGAAAGGAGAUUUCGCAUACAGAGGUAUCUUUCGGCACCUGAACGUGAGCAGCUUGCCACCCAAAUCCGGUUAACGCCUACACAAGUGAAAAUUUGGUUCCAGAAUCAUAGGUACAAAACAAAGAAAACCUGUCAGGAUAAGGGAUUAAAUGGUAAUCUGGUACAGCCAAUGUCAUCUGUUAAUUUCUCCCAAUCAAAACGUAUCCCAGUGCAAAUGUUGGUGCAUGAUGGAAAACCAUGUCCUACGGAUCUUGUAACCGGUACAUAUCCUCCAUCAAAUACACUUCCGAGUACAUUCACACCAAGUGGAAAUUAUUUCACACCCACUAGUUCCAUUUUACCCUCUAGUUCACAUUACUAUAUGCCAAAUGGAUGGGCUUGGUAA